AUGACAUCUACCUUGGCAACUCGAGGGUUGCCCUCUAACCCUUCCCUCCCAGCCAAGGUCCUACCCAUCCAACCAAACCAAACGCUCUAUGUUACAAACCUCCCCUCCGCGAAAAUCAAGAAGCCCGACCUCCGAACCGCGUUAUACCUGCUAUUCUCCACAUACGGCCCCGUGCUAGAUGUCGUAGCUCUAAAAACGAUGAAGAUGCGCGGGCAAGCACAUAUUAAGAUUGAAUACGCGAAGUCGAAAUCCCAUUUCGUUUCUAAACUCGAUGGCACAUUUAAGAUGCCAAGUGCCUCUGGCGCCGCUGAGGUCGAGGUGACAGAUCUGCAAAGCAGUAUAUUUAACGCUCCGGCGCCUGGAACGGCAGCCGCUGCAAAGGCGGCAGCGUUACCGCCAAAGCCCCCAACGGCCGAGAAAGCGGUGGAGAGAGGGGAAACUCCCGAGGGCAGAGGCCAGAAGAGGCCCAGAGAUGAGGAGGAGUCGGAGGAGUCGGAAGACAGCGAUGUGGCUAUGGAGGAGGACAGUGACGAUGAAUGA
Messenger RNA from Scedosporium apiospermum, 540 nucleotides. RefSeq lists its product as uncharacterized. The transcript has 3 exons. The coding region runs from base 1 to 540 and encodes 179 amino acids. NCBI's taxonomy places the organism in Eukaryota, Fungi, Ascomycota, Sordariomycetes, Microascales, Microascaceae. The record is from RefSeq and is a predicted model, not a curated record. Gene Ontology annotation, molecular function: RNA binding.